Messenger RNA from Lepisosteus oculatus (spotted gar), 4175 nucleotides. Its product is annotated as tripartite motif-containing protein 16-like. The record is from RefSeq and is a predicted model, not a curated record. Lineage: Eukaryota; Metazoa; Chordata; Actinopteri; Semionotiformes; Lepisosteidae. Gene Ontology annotation, molecular function: zinc ion binding; protein binding.
UCCAGGCCUCCUUCACAGAGCCCCUCUUUCCUGGGUUUGGCCUGGCUAACUAUGGGGACACUUUAGUCCUGUGCCAGAUGUAGUAACUUCCCCUGCCCACACAGACACACUGGUACCGAACCGUUCAGCACCAGGGUCCGAGCAUAAGCAGAGACCCCCUGGGCCCGGCCAGUACCUGAAUCCUCAGUCUGGCCCAGUGAGCCCGGCCGCAGGGCAGGCUGAGCCCACUAGUGUGAAGAGACCGCGGGUCACAGUGACCCCUGCUGGAGAGUGCUGGUGUGACAGGAGCGUGUGGCUCUGUCCUGCCUAGUCUGGUCCCCAAAAACCGACUUGACUUCGGAACGACAGGGCUGUUUGUCCGGCUUCUUCCCCUCCAACUGUUCUCUCUUCCGUUUUCCGUGUGUCUCCUGGUCCCGUUGAGUAAUUGAAGAGCCAGAACAGUCUCUCACUUCUCCCCAGACAGGAGGGGGUUGUUGAAGGCGGUUUUCUGUUUCUCUCUCAGGCAGUUUGUACCUGUGAUUCUGUACUGCGGUUCUGAUGGCCUGGUCUGUUACUCUCAGGUAAAUACAGAUUAAUUAACAGAAAUAAACCCAUAUGUCUCCUCUCCUUUAAUCUGAGCAGCCCCCUCUCUGCCUGCACUCAACUCAAGACCACACCUCCUGUAAACCACACCACCUGUAAACCACACCACCUGUAAACCACACCCCUUUCAUUAACCACACCCCUGCCUCUCUAGGCAGUUCCAGGAAGUCACACAGAGAUAAGUUUCGUUCCUGCUGAAGCAGACUCUCAGAAUCUCUCGCACUCCGCGCUCUGUGCAUUUCUCUCUGCAGUAAAAUGGCAGAAGGUGGAAUUGUACUGAAUCAAGACCAGUUCAGCUGUUCAGUGUGUCUGGACAUCCUGAAGGAUCCAGCGACUCUUCCCUGUGGACACAGUUACUGUGUGGGCUGUAUUAAGAGCUGCUGGGAUCUGGAUGAUCAGACUGGAGUCUACAGCUGCCCCCAGUGCAGACAGACCUUCACCCCAAAGCCUGUUCUGUGCAGAAACACUGUUCUGGCUGAAGUGGUGGAGAAACUGAAGGAGACAGGGCUCAGUGGUCCUCCUGCUCCCAGUCCUGCUGGCCCUGGAGAUGUGCUGUGUGAUGUCUGCACUGGGAGCCAGGUGAGAGCUGUGAAGUCCUGUCUGGUGUGUCUGGCCUCUUACUGUCAGACUCACCUCCAGCCUCACUGUGAAGCUCCUGCCUUCAAGAGACACCAGCUGGUCGAGGCCACAGGACAGCUGCAGGACAAGAUCUGCUCCAGUCAUGACAAACCCCUGGAGCUAUAUUGCCGUACUGAUCAGAAGUGUGUUUGUCUGAUGUGUACAUUUGAUGAGCACAGAGGCCAUGAUUCAGUCUCCGCUGCAGCAGAGAGGACUGAGAAGCAGAAGCAGCUGGGGGCGACACAGAGACAAACCCAGCAGAGACUCCAGGAGAGGGAGAAGGAGCUGCAGGAGCUGAGACAGGCUGUGGACUCACUCAGAAGCUCUGCACACACUGCAGUACAGGACACUGACAGGAUCUUCACUGAGCUGAUCCGCUCCAUUGAGAGAACACGCUCUGAGCUCACACAGCUGAUCAGAGCUCAAGAGAGGGCUGCAGUGAGUCAGGCUGAAGGACUCCUGGAGCGACUGGACUCCUGGCGACAGAAGAUCGCUGAGCUGAGGAGGAGAGACGCUGAGCUGAGCCAGCUCUCACACACAGAGGAUCACAUCCAUUUCCUCCAGAAUUUCCAGUCUGUCUGUGUCCCUCCUGGAGCUGGAGACUCAACCAGCAUCCCUGUCGGACCCCACUUCUCUCCUGAGGCUGUGAGGAGAGCUGUCUCUGGACUGAAAGAGCAACUGGAGAACUUCUGCAAGGAGGAAUCAGUCAAGAUCUCCAGGACAGUCAGUGAAGUCUACAGUCUGCAGACUCCAGAGCACAGGACCAGAGCAAAGCUUUUACACUAUGCCUGUCGGCUCACACUGGACCCCAACACAGCGCACAGACACCUGCGUCUGUCUAAGGGGAACAGGAGGGUGACCUGGAGCAGGGAGCCCCAGCAGUACCCCGAUCACCCCGAGAGAUUUGAUUCAGAAUUCCAGGUGCUGUGCAGGAUGGGGGUUUCUGGGACUCGCUGUUACUGGGAGGUGGAGUGGAGUGGGGGAUGGGUUUAUAUAGGGGUCACAUAUAAAGGACUCAGCAGGAAAGGGGAGGGCGUUGACUGUCAUCUUGGACACAAUGUCAAGUCCUGGAGUUUGUGCUGCUCUGGUUCCAGUUGGUCUUUCAGGCACAACAAUGAAGAAACUGCAGUACCUGUCCUUAACUCCUCCAGAAUAGGGGUGUAUGUGGAUCACAGGGCUGGAACUCUGGAAUUUUAUAGCGUCUCUGGAGACACAGUGACCCUCCUGUACAGAGUCCAGACCUCCUUCACGGAGCCCCUCUACCCCGGGUUCAGGUUUGGAAAUCGAGGAGACAGUGUGACCCUGUCCCACCUGCAAGUCUCUUUUGUCCUGGGUGAGAAACAAGAGCUCCAGCAGUUCAGUCUGUUUUCAUCACUCAGGGGAAUGAAAUGUGAUUCCACUCUGUCACUUGACUCCAAACCCACAGCUCACAGAGUGAUUUAUAUCCCACCCCCUAAGAUUUCAAUUGAGGAGCCCAAAUGAACAGUUGUGUCCAAAUUAACCCCUUCCUCUCAUGAAGUGUCCAGUCGGUCAGCAGUCAGUCCCUGUCCCACUGGACUUUAGAUGGUCUGACAGGGAGCAGGUACAGGAGACAGGUAACAUGCUUUCUAAGACCAUGGCUCUGAGUACUAGUGCCCCCUAUACAAACCCCUACACUCUCUCACCUCGGAGACACAGAGACCCCCUCCCUCUCUCACCUGGGGGACAGAGACCCCCUCCCUCUCUCACCUGGGGGACACAGAGACCCCUUGCUCUCACCUGGGACACAGAGACCCCCUCACUCUCUCACCUGGGGGACACAGAGACCCCCUCACCCCCUCACUCUCUCACCUGGGGGACAGAGACCCCUCUUCAGAAAUAGGAAUGAAGAAUGAUCUCAGCCCGUCUGUCCCUCAGCAGGGAGCUGAUGUUUCCGCCCAGGUCUCUGCUUGUGUUCCUGCUGCCUCGGAAACAGACUCUGCCUUGAGCACGUCAGGGUUAAACUGGGGAGAGGGCUCCGUGCGCACAGACCCAUGAACCAGAGGUCCAACCCAGGACCGACCCCACUUGUACAACACGGCUCCGAGCUGGAGCAGGCAGACUGGAGCGGGCUGGAGGAUCACUGGGGCUCUGUUCCAGCUCGGACCAACACAGCCCCUUCAUCUCGUCUCAGAGCCACAGAUGACCAGGGGCAGAAAACCAGCUCGUCAGGCCGGCCAUUACACACUUUUAAUUAUUGAGCCUUCAAGGUGGAAGCCACAAGGCUGUGCACCUGAAGCUGAGAGAAGUUUAAAAGUCACACUUCCUUCGUUAUUUACAGUGAAGUCACUUUGCCAAGCGAGAUGUGCGACGUCGACAGGCCCUGGUAGAGGGUUCGAGCAGCUUUCACUGGUGCUCUGUCGAUGUUAGACUGCAUUAGGAUAAAACAGAACUGAACAGGACAUGUCCUCCAGUCUCCCCGGUAUACGAGAGGACAGAUCUGCUGAAGGCUCUCUCUCACCUCGCUGGCUGUGUCCCAGGCAUAUUGCAGUGAUACUCAGAAGUGUUUGGGAAGAAUAUGCUGGAACCCCAGAGUCUGAACUGGCGCUCCUGUGGUCCAGAGACAACUCUCAGGCUAACCAAGGAAGAUCAAGCAGCACUGAUGUUCAGAAUGGCUGUGGCCUGUUUCAAGAGUGGGCUCGAUGGCAUGAUCUCCACCAGGGCAGCGGAGAGGGACAGACACUCACCUUUCUUGGCUGUUUUGAAAAACAGAUCCCUGAUUGCUUUGCAAACCCAGCCAUUCUGCGGUCACUUCAUCAUCGAUUCCAGCUCAGCUCCAAUCUCCACAAGACUGGAGCUGUUGGUUCUUCGUCUGGACGCUGUUUAUUUCUCUCUCUUUUUUUGGUGUUUUUCAGAAUUUAGUAUUGUUUUGUUAUGUUUCUUAGUUAUUGUUGGUCUUGUUAAAGUGUUCAAAAUUCCUUAAAUAAAAUACUUCAAAGAAACUAGAAAAGUGGGCC